Harpia harpyja (harpy eagle) is the source of this 4163-nucleotide messenger RNA. RefSeq names its product leucine rich repeat containing 30 (gene LRRC30). The record is from RefSeq and is a predicted model, not a curated record. The transcript has a single exon. NCBI's taxonomy places the organism in Eukaryota, Metazoa, Chordata, Aves, Accipitriformes, Accipitridae. Gene Ontology annotation, molecular function: protein binding. The coding region runs from base 1391 to 2287 and encodes 298 amino acids.
AUGCAGGGUUUUAAGGUGAGGCUCUCUGAAAUGAGGUGCUGGGGAUGGUACACCCAUCACCAAAUCUCUCAGACAGCAGUAAAGCGUCUCCAUCACCAUGGAUCCACUGGAGAGGAAAAGCCCUGAAAAUCUUGUACUAUUUGCUGCAAUUUUCACCUAGUUUAAAUCCUGCCUGAAGUUUUUGUGUACCCUUUUUAGGGUCCCUUUGAGUUUAAACUCACUGCAUAUUCCUGUAGCAAUACAAUUUCCUUUCAUCAGCAGAGCUAGCUUCAGCUGUUGUCGGGUAUUAUUAUACCUCACUGCUUCCUUCCUCUCCCAUCAGUCCCUCUACCCCGGAGUUAAAUGUCAUUUAUAGUUCGAGCUAUUUGACUGCUAGUCCCCCUGUACCCCAGAAUAGCCCAGAAAGACAGGAAAGUUUAUGGGGAAAGGGACAUCAAGUGGCUACAUUUUCUGCAGCACAAAAGAUCCAGUCCCCAAAAAUCUCUCUGAUAGAUGUGAAAGUAGCACAGGACAUUUAGGACAGAGUAAUUUGGACAGAACUGCAGGGUAUGACUGCUCACACUUGGCAACGUGGGUAGCAAGCAAUCAUCCAAGUGGACACAGAUACCACUGGAAAAUGUCACUGCUGCAGUGAACGUGGUACCCUUUCUGAAAGGAAAGAGGCCUAUCCUCACCACAAAGGGGAUAUAAAAGCUAACACUUUUUACGAGCAUUAACUUUUUCUUUUUUUUUUUUUUAACCAAACAGAAAACAAGGACUCACAUGAAAAGUCUUUACCAGCAUUUUUGCAGCAUGCAAAGUUUUCUGGUGGACUGGUAACUAUUUCAGUGAAAUGAGGAACAUCAAAAUAAAAAUGAUUGUGAAAAUGUCCUUUAAAUCUGAAUUGAAAUGAUAGCUUCUUUGUUUGCUUGUUUUCUUCUAUAGCUCGCGUGUUUGUUUUUUAAAGUCACUCUUGUUAAUUGUCCUGCAGCCAUGGUAUGUACCAGAUAGCCAAGAAAGCUGACAUGGUGAAGUUAUAUACAGCACCCUUGUGACCUUUUUGCAGUGAAGAUACAUAUCUGUCCAAUAAAGCCCAGGCCAAAUGACAGUGACAGCUGCCUUGUAGCAUUCAGUUUGAAUUGAAGAGGUUUGCUCACAAGUCAGGAGCAAGUAUUUCAUUACAGACUGUGCACCAAGACCAACAUAAGCCCCCAAAAGUGAAACUUUCCCUCAGCAGCUAUGGAAACUGCCUCAGUGGACUGAGAUGCACUUCACAGGCUCCUCCUUGUCUCCUUGCUUUGACUUUCCCGCCUCCUGCAAGCUGUUAUCCUCUGUUGGCAUUUGCAUGUUGGUGUAGCACUUGCAAGGGAAGAAAACCUCACUUCAUCUCUUAGGAGGGAUCCAGGGUGUUAUGGGAACUGAGCACUCAAAGAACGAGGGGCGAAGGAGCAUGGUUUUUCUGAGGAAAGGUCCAAAGUUGCCUGCGUGGGAAGAUGCUCUUCUCUCAGGGAAAGAGCCCAAGUCACUGCUGAAGCGGGGGUUGCGUUAUGUCAGCUUGAGCCUCAUAAUGAAAGGGAUGACCAGCGCACCUGACUUCUUGUGGGGACUGCCUGAGGUGCAGAAACUGAACCUUUCACGCAACCAGCUGGUGAUGAUUCCUCCUUCCCUGGGGAAACUGGACAGGCUGGUGGUUCUGAACUUGGGUGGCAACUGCCUCAAGUGUCUGCCUAAAGAGAUUGGGCUGCUGAGAAACCUGAAGGUCUUGUUCAUCAAUAUGAAUUGCCUGACAGAAGUGCCAGCAGAGCUCAGCUUGUGCAGGAAGCUGGAGGUUUUGAGCCUCUCUCACAACUGCAUCUCGCAACUGCCUUUGAGUUUCACCGACCUGACAAGUUUGAGGAAACUGAACCUCAGUAACAACCGCUUUGUGCAAAUUCCCCUCUGCAUUUUUGCACUGAGGAGCUUAGACUUCUUGCACCUGGGGUCCAACAGGCUUGAAAACAUCGCAGAGAGUGUCCAGUAUCUGGUCAAUCUCCAAAUCUUUAUCGUAGAGAAUAACAACAUACGCACCCUGCCACGAUCUCUCUGCUUCAUCACCACUCUGGAGCUAUUAAAUGUUGAUUACAAUGCUAUACAGACUCUUCCGGAUGACCUCUACCUGCUGCGCCGGCUGCCACGCAUCGCAUGGAACCCAAUGGACAAAGGCCUCCACAUCGCCCACAACCCCUUGUCUCGGCCCCUGCCUGAGGUUGUCGAGGGGGGACUGGAUGUCCUCUUCAACUACCUCAGGGAGAAAAAGGAGCACAACUGAGUUUCCACUGCACUUGGGAUUAAGCCUGUCAUCAAGACUCAGUCAUAUCAGAGCACUUUCCUGCACAGGCAUUUCCACUUCAUAAUGCUCGGAUUUUGAAGACAUGGAUGGCUUUAGUAACAGUUGGAGGAAAGAAAGUAAAGUAUGAUGGUCUUGAUUAAGUGUGUGAAGAGUAAACUUUCUAAAAAUAGCCACCUCUGUAACCUUCAGUGUUGGUGUGCUUGGGGUUUCUUAGGAAAAAAAAACAAACAACAAACUUGUGAUAAAAUGUUUGCUCAUCGUUUGACAGAAACAAAUUAAGGCAGACUGCUAGAAGUGCAGAAAUGUGUAUUUGCCAGCUAUUAGGUUGGAGGAAUAUUAAUAUAAAUUGGAUUUACUAUAUGUGAUUGCAGUUGCACUUUAAAUCCUGCUCACUUCUUCAUACACAGAUAAACCACUACAUAAACAAACACUGCUAUCAAAGUGAAUCUCAAGGAAAAUGUUUAAUUUACUUUCGGCUCUGAAUAUAUCCUGAGCUAUAUUAGCUCACAGACAGUAUAUUACUGGGCAGUUCAAUACCAUUUGUUUCUUUCCCCACAGCUGUACACUGGCCUCUAUAAAUUACAGGUGAAGAUCACCAUCAAUUAGGCCAUUUCCCAGUUCUUCGGAAGAAGACCCCAAACUUCCCCUAAGCCCCUAGAUCCCCUCCUGAGACACACGGCCUUUCCUGCAGAGCCUCCUAGGAUGCCGCCAGUGGUCCGUCACGUCAGUCGGCAGCAGCAUCCACACGAAGCAGAGAAACAAACAUGGGUCCUUAUUCCUUCAAACGAAGGCUGUCAAAUGAAGUUGCUCAUUACUACAUGAACAACUGCAUUCCAUUCCCUUUCCCUCAUCCCUGCAAUCAGAACCGUGGAGUAACUUUACUCAGGAGGCAGUACAUCUCCUAAAGGUGAAAUAUUUCUUUCAGGAAAAGCAGCGUCAAACCAAUCAUUGGCUUAAGUAAGAGCUUCAAAAACAAAUACUUAUUUCUGUGAUUUUCAGAAUCAGCCAGUAGCAUAAAAGUCACGUCUUAUGUGGUUUCUCAUAUUGAUCUUCUGUGAAUGUCCUUCAUCAAAGUUUUAUCUGGUAAUAAAGAGGCAGUAUGAAAGAGCUGUUAACAAUUUAUGAAACCUGGUUUUUUUGUUCCCUCACAGCAGUGCAAAACAGAAGCAACUCUGUUAAAAUCAGUUGAGGUAAAUGCUUGUAAUGGCAGCAUAAAAGGAAUGAACCUGUAAUUCUUGAGCUAAUUAAGACUAUUCAAAGCCACUUUUAAAGUGCUUCCUAUCCUAUGUCAAAUCUCAAGAAUCAAUGAUUACUUUCUAAAACGUAAUUUGCUUGAAAUUAUGGAAGGCUGUGGAAGGCUGAUCCUGCUUAUAGUGAAGUUAAUGGACAACCCCUGGCUGAGGGAAAAACUCUUCAGCAGAGGUAGAAGCAGCCUGAUAACAGCAGACAAUUAUGUAAUUCAUAGGUGCAUGCAAGCAAAGGCUGCACAUUUGGCCAUGCUAAUGUUAUCAGUGCAGUAGCAAUGAAGAACUGGUGCUCACAGAAUAUUCCACUCCAGGGCUGCCUACCCUGAUAUUUUAUUAUGUUGAGCUGUUUAGUGUAUUGUUUGUUAUCUUAAUUGAGAAUUUCAGUAUUACACCCAGGAACUGCAGUUUCCAGGGUGCAGUCAAGGACAAAUCUUAUGUUUCUAGCAAACAAGAAACCUUUUUGAAGGGCACAUUUGCUCAAGCAUUAAGCAAACAAACAAACAAAGCAAGUAAACAAAUACCAAAGCACAGUUAUUUUGUGACUUCUUUUACUUAAUAUAUGUUUCAAAUACAAAGAUAUUUUAUGUGUAGCUUUACAUGUAUUUAUU